AUGACAUCCCCGUCAACCCGCCGCCUCCUCAAAGAAUCAACAGACAUCCACAAAAACCCCAGUCCCUACUUCACUGCCGCCCCAACCUCCGACAACAACCUGCACGACUGGCACUUCACCCUAACAGGACCCCCCAGUCCAACGCCCUACGCGCACGGCCUCUACCACGGCCGCAUAACCUUCCCACCAACAUACCCACUCCGGCCCCCUAGUUUCCGCUUCCUCACACCAUCGGGCCGGUUCGAGGUAAAUCGCGAGAUAUGCCUGAGUAUCUCGGGCCACCACGAGGAAACGUGGCAGCCGGCGUGGGGGGUGCGGACGGCGCUGCUGGCGAUUCGGAGCGAGAUUUUCGGCGCGGAGAGUCGCGGGCAGGUUGGGGGGAUGGAGGGGAGUGAGGCUGUUAGGAGGGAGUUUGCGAGGGAGAGUCGUGGGUGGGUUUGUAGGGAGUGUGGGGGGAGUAAUGAGGAGGUUAUGAAGGCUUGGUGGGGGGUUUGUAGGGAGAGAGGGGUUGAGGUUGAUGUUGAGGGGUGUGAGGGUUUUGCGAAGGAGGAGAAGAUGGAAGAGGAAGAGGAGGAGGGUGGGAAGAAGGAGGAUGAUGGUGAUGGGCAAAGCGGGACUGCUCCUGUUGAUGAGUCUGCGUCUACGCCAGCUCCUCAGGUCUCAACUUCGACCGUGUCUUCAGAGCCCCCAGCCCCGGUGUCUUCAGGGUCAUCAUCGACUCCGACAGUCGUCCCUUCAGCACCAUCAACUCAGUCCAAUAUCCGCCCUCGCCCAACACCAACAUCUCCUGCUCCUGCAGUUGCACCUCCUACUAUGGCCACGAGAACUGCAGCUGCUACCCCAUCCGAGCCCGCAAACAGUCCCUGGCUGGACCGCGCUAUUAUCGGCAUCGUCUUUGCCUUGAUUAUCCUAAUCACAAAGCGUGUUGUCAAUGUUGACGACCUGUAA
Messenger RNA from Penicillium subrubescens, 948 nucleotides. Its product is annotated as ubiquitin-conjugating enzyme E2. NCBI's taxonomy places the organism in Eukaryota, Fungi, Ascomycota, Eurotiomycetes, Eurotiales, Aspergillaceae. The transcript has a single exon. The record is from RefSeq and is a predicted model, not a curated record. Bases 1 to 948 code for a protein of 315 amino acids.